AGUCGUCAUUGGGCGAGCCUGGCAGCGUCCGUGGUAGCGGUUCGUGGUAGCGGGCCAUGGCGAUGGGCAGCGGCGGCGCGGGCUCCGAGCAGGAAGACACGGUGCUGUUCCGGCGUGGUACCGGCCAGAGUGAUGAUUCUGACAUUUGGGAUGAUACAGCAUUGAUAAAAGCUUAUGAUAAAGCUGUGGCUUCCUUUAAGCAUGCUCUAAAGAAUGGUGACAUUUGUGAAACUUCAGAUAAGCCAAAAGGCACAGCUAGAAGAAAACCUGCCAAGAAGAAUAAAAACCAAAAGAAGAACUCUGCAACUCCCUUGAAACAGUGGAAAGUUGGUGACAAAUGUUCUGCUGUUUGGUCAGAAGAUGGCUGUGUUUACCCAGCUACCAUUACAUCCAUUGACUUUAAGAGAGAAACCUGCAUCGUGGUUUAUACUGGAUAUGGAAACAGAGAGGAGCAAAACCUAUCUGAUCUCCUUUCCCCAACCUGUGAAAUAGCUAAUAGUACAGAACAGAACGCUCAGGAGAAUGAAAGUCAGGUUUCCACGGACGACAGUGAGCACUCCUCCAGAUCUCUCAGAAGUAAAGCACACAGCAAGUCCAAAGCUGCUCCGUGGACGUCAUUUCUCCCUCCACCACCCCCGAUGCCAGGGUCAGGGUUAGGGCCAGGCAAGUCAGGUCUAAGAUUCAAUGGCCCACCGCCGCCACCGCCGCCCCCUCCCCCCUUCUUGCCGUGUUGGAUGCCUCCAUUCCCUUCAGGACCACCUAUAAUCCCCCCACCCCCGCCCAUCUCCCCCGACUGUUUGGAUGACACUGACGCCCUGGGCAGUAUGCUGAUCUCUUGGUACAUGAGUGGCUACCACACUGGCUACUACAUGGGUUUCAGACAAAAUAAAAAAGAAGGAAAGUGCUCACAUACAAAUUAAGAAAGUGUUGUCUUUCAAAUUCAGGUUCAGCUCUCUCCCAAGGAGAUGGUGUGUUGGUGUCCCUGGUCGAUAAGAACGGAGUCUCCUCCUCAUCUUUGUGGACUCUUGGUUAAGUGGUGUCAUCAUCAGAGUCUCCCGGUUCUGAGAGUCUAUCCUAAGUCAGCAGCAGAGCGUGCUUAGAGCGUAAGCAGUUGGAGGAACCGAUCAGUGGAAAUGCGAGUGGAAAGAAGUCGGUCUGCCCAAUUGUGGCUGAGCACAAGCGUACACUUGUAAUUUUCUUAGUAUGUCAAGAUUUUUAUUAAUGCCUUUAAAAUGAAAUAAAAGUCCGUUUUUGAAA
Molecule: messenger RNA, 1257 nt
Organism: Apodemus sylvaticus (European woodmouse)
Lineage: Eukaryota; Metazoa; Chordata; Mammalia; Rodentia; Muridae
Gene: Smn1
Product: survival of motor neuron 1, telomeric
Exons: 9
Coding region: 57-920 (287 amino acids)
Biological process (GO): regulation of alternative mRNA splicing, via spliceosome; mRNA processing
Cellular component (GO): nucleus; cytoplasm; precatalytic spliceosome
Molecular function (GO): RNA binding
Source: RefSeq, a predicted model, not a curated record